This is a messenger RNA of Hypanus sabinus (Atlantic stingray), 7983 nucleotides long. RefSeq names its product transcription factor AP-2 beta (gene tfap2b). Gene Ontology annotation, cellular component: nucleus. Gene Ontology annotation, molecular function: RNA polymerase II transcription regulatory region sequence-specific DNA binding; DNA-binding transcription factor activity, RNA polymerase II-specific. The record is from RefSeq and is a predicted model, not a curated record. NCBI's taxonomy places the organism in Eukaryota, Metazoa, Chordata, Chondrichthyes, Myliobatiformes, Dasyatidae. Gene Ontology annotation, biological process: anatomical structure development; regulation of transcription by RNA polymerase II; regulation of cell population proliferation. The coding region runs from base 715 to 2082 and encodes 455 amino acids. The transcript is spliced from 7 exons.
AAUGUAAAGUCAUACAAUUGAUUCAACUCCUCACAUACACGAGUGCUGUUGCCGGUAUCUCUUUAUGUUUCAAAUAGUGGUGUUUAACUUUCUUUGGUGGUACAAUCUACCAAACAAUUGGGUCGAACGAAAGAACUAAAUCAUUCAAUGUACUCCAAUUGUAAGUUUUGCCGAGAUGGUGUGCAUCCAAUGGGAGAGAUAGAUUGAUGGGGGAGGCAGGCGGGGGAGUGCCCUCCCAUUACACCGUGCACGCAUAUAUUCUAUCUCUAAAUGUUUCAGAAAGGUAGACAUAUAUAUAGAUAGGAAACUAAAACGGCAGACAGACAGAUUUUAUGUUUUGCAUCACAUAUAGACGGGGCUGUAAAUCCGCCGCAUUGAUGGGAUUUUCAUUAGAACUAAAUCCCUGUUCUAUAGUUUAUUAUUUAGGAUUAGAACUGAACUUUAAAUGUUACUGUUGAGUUAGUAAAUGUGCCGGAGUAGUGCAGGGGUAGAACUGCUGCCAUUUCAGGGGGCUACGGCGAUUCGCGUCGGCUUCAGCUCUUCUUUCCCUUGGUGAAGUCUAUCAGUGGAGAGAGGGGGAAAGAGGGGGACAGAGGACAGUGGAAGAGGGAACGAGGGAGAGACAGAGAGGAGAGGGAGAGAGAGAGAGAGAGGAGAGGGAGAGAGAGAGAGAGAGAGAGAGAGAGAGAAAGCGGACAGCUGCUCUUCACAUGAAUGCACUCAUCUUGUAAAGACCAGACUGCAAACAUGCUCUGGAAACUCGUGGAAAACGUCAAAUACGAAGACAUCUACGAGGACCGACACGAUGGAGUUAACAGUCACAGUUCGAGGCUGUCCCAACUCGGGUCCGUCUCCCAGGGACACUAUUCAACCGCUCCGCCGCUUUCUCACACCCCGACGUCGGACUUUCAACCGCCAUACUUCCCUCCUCCGUACCAACCUCUCCCGUACCACCAGAGCCAGGAUCCUUACACGCACGUCAACGACCCUUACUCCCUGAACGCUCUGCACCAACCUCAGCAGCAUCCCUGGCAACAAAGGCAGCGGCAAGACGUGGGUGCCGAGCCCAGUCUACUACACCAGCCCCGGGUCUUGCCCCAGAUCACAGGGCUGGACCCUCGCCGGGAUUACCCCGGGGUGCGGCGGCCAGACGUGCUUGUCCACUCCGCUCAUGGACUGGAGUCGGGGAUGGGAGAUAGUCUGUCUCUGCACGGUAUCAGCCACCAAGGCAUGGAAGACAUCCAGGCUUUGGAUGACACGGCUACGACUGGCAUGAGUUUAUUGGACCAAUCCGUCAUUAAAAAGGUCCCACUCCCUCAGAAGAAUAUCACAUCCUUGAUGAUGAACAAAGACAAUCUGCUCGGUGGAAUUGCUAACCACAACGAGGUUUUCUGCUCGGUGCCAGGGCGCUUGUCCCUUCUCAGUUCCACGUCCAAGUACAAGGUGACUGUGGGGGAAGUCCAAAGGCGCCUGUCCCCACCAGAAUGCCUGAACGCGUCAUUGCUCGGGGGAGUGCUGAGAAGAGCCAAAUCGAAAAAUGGUGGAAGGUCUUUAAGGGAAAAGCUUGAGAAGAUCGGAUUAAAUUUACCCGCAGGCAGGCGUAAAGCAGCGAACGUCACUUUACUAACUUCACUGGUAGAAGGCGAGGCCGUGCAUUUAGCUCGGGACUUUGGGUAUAUUUGUGAGACGGAAUUCCCUGCCAAAGCAGCCGCUGACUACCUGAACAGGCAACACGCUGAUCCCAACGAGCUGCACUCCAGAAAGAACAUGAUACUGGCCACAAAGCAACUUUGCAAAGAAUUCACAGAUCUGCUGGCGCAGGAUAGAAGUCCUUUGGGGAACACCAGGCCCAACCCAAUACUGGACCCAGGCAUCCAAAGCUGUUUGACUCACUUUAGCCUCAUUACGCAUGGUUUUGGCUCUCCUGCCAUUUGCGCGGCUCUCACGGCUGUCCAGAACUACCUGACGGAGGCAUUAAAGGGACUGGACAAGAUGUUCUUAAACAACAACCCAAAUAGACACACAUCUGGAGGGGAGGCGGGCACCAAAACUGGAGACAAGGAGGAAAAGAACAGGAAAUGAGAAACAUGCCUCCAAACUUUUUAUUUUGUGUAGCUUUAUAUAAAAAGAAUCUUCUAUUGACUUGGAAACAACGACGCACACAUAAAGAAGCAACACUGGGUCAACUGUUUGCAACCAAUGCGGACCUGGAUGCAAGGCUUCAAGAGCAUUUUUAUUGGUAUUUUUCCAGUUUUUCAACACUAUAACUUCCAUUUUAUGUCAGAAUGGCAGGUGAUUUCAAGAUCCGCCCUGGUGACUGCAAACUGAUUUUUUUUUAAUUAUCAAAAAUUCUUUGGUCCAUGUACAUUCCAGAUCUUAUUUUUGUGCACAGUUCUGCAUGAUAUGAGGAUGGAAACAUUCCACCAACAAAAAAGAGAAAAUGACUACCAGGUAACAUGAAAACUUAAUAGUAUGCCACCCAUCUCCACACCUGAUUUGAAAACAUUAGCUUUAAUAUAGAGCUCAUGAUGUAAUGAUUCACACACAGAUUUCAAUAUCUUCUUCUUAUGCCCAUCACCACUACUGGGGUUUAGGCAGCCAACUGUAGCUCACCAGCGUUCUCUGUCUUGGGCACACAGAUUCGUGACUCUCCUUCCUAAGCCCAUCACCAGUACUGAGACCUAGGCUGCCAAUAGCAGCUCACCAGGGUUCUCUGUCCUGGGCCAGACUUUCACUCUUUCAUGGUGUAGCCCAUUGAGGAUCCUUCCUCUCUGAGGGAUGGAGCUUCUGCUGGCAUUUCUGUAGUGAUGAAAUUUUAUGGGAUGGAGUUGCUAGCCCCAUGCCCAACCCUCUUCCUUUCGCAGCCUGGCUUGGGACCGUGCAUAGCAGAGCUCAGAUUCCAACAUUCUGUGACAAUAAGACGUGUUUAACUCCAAGUAAACCCUUGCAGUUUGUGGUAUGACCAUCAACUUUCAUACAACAUGAACCCUAUCUAAAUAAUUUUUCACCUUGGAUUGCAGUUGUCAAAUUAAUUUCAAGGUGGACAGGGCAAAGAGUGCAGUUAGUCAGACAGCAAGUUUGUUUCAAAGAGACAACUUGGAAUUCAACAGAGGUUAAUGAGGUGGCAGCAUUUGUUAAGAUAAAUGCAAAGUCUUACCCUAAUAUGGCAUCUUCGUUUUAUCCAAAACAUGGAACAUAGACCAGUACAGCACAAAAACAGGCCCUUCAGCCCACAAUGUUGUGCUGAUCCAAUUGAAUUAAAUGGCCAACUAAGCUAAUCUUUUCUGCCAACACAAUGUCCAAUCCUUCCAUUUCUAUUGCAUUCAUGUGCUUAUCUAAACAUUUCUUAAAGGUCCCUAAUGUAUCUGGCUCUAACACCACAUUCCAGGCACCCACCACUCUCUCUGUAAAAAAUACUUGCCCCUCACAUCUCCUUUGAACGUAUCCUCUCUCACCUUAAAUGCGUGCCCUCUGGCAUUAGACAUUUCAACCCUGGGAAAAAGAUGUUGUCUGUCUACUCGAUCAAUGCCUCUCUUAUUCCUAUAAACCUCUAUCAUUUUUCCCACAGCCUCUGCCGCUCCAGAGAAAACAACCUGAGUUUCUCCACCCUUUUGUUAUUGCAGGUGCCCUCUAAUCCUACCUGUAAUACCAAACUUUCAAUUUUUAGUGCUUUCAAUAACAUCAGCAAACUCGACGGCCUUGUCAAUAACCAUUUUGUAUUUAGCAGCAGCUACAUAUUUAAGUACAGAAUAAAUCAGGCAACACCCGUUAAAAACCUAUUCCCAUUUUGCUGGGUCUUGCUUUGAAUAUGCCUUUCUUUUAACAAAUUGACCUUAUCUCCAAAAGGACACAGAUCACGCAACUUAAAGUCUAGACGAGUGAACAAGACUUCUAUCCAAACCAAGGGCAUCUUUGACCUCAGAUAUUGGGCAAUUUGAUUCUUUUGAGUUCAAAAUCAGAAUCAGGUUUAAUGUUACUGACAUAUGUUGUGAAAAUUGUUGUUUUUUAGCAGUAAUACUGUGCAAUAUAUAAAAAUUUAAUACAGGUUACAAUAAGGAAAUACAAAAAUAAUUGAUUAGUGCAAAAAGAGUACAAAAUAGUGAGGUAGUGUUUAUCAGUUCAUGCGCCAUUCACGAAUAUGGUGGCAGAGAGGAAGAUGCUGUUCCUAUAAUGUUGAGUUUGUACCUUCAGGCACCUGUACCUCCUCAUUGAGAAGAGAGCAUGUACUGGGUGGUGGGGGUCCUUAAUGAGAGAUGCUUUUGUGCUAUCGUCUUUUGAAGGUGUCCUCAAACUGGAGUCAUGAUGGAGCUGAUUGAGUUUACAAUCCUCUGCAGCUUUUUCCAAUCCUAUUAGUGCCUCCAUACCAGGCGGUGAUGCAACCAGUCAGAAUUUUCUUCACAGUACAUCUGUAGAAAUUUGCCAGUGUUUAAUGUCUUUGCCAGAGUUUAGACAGAGUUCACCAAUCACUAGUCACUCCAUGCGAAGAUCCAUCGGCGGGCAGAUGCUAUUGAAUUAUAGACAUGAGUUUCCAGCAGCCAGCAAGACUCCAUACUACAAAUUAGGUCUAAGGUCAUGAAGAAAGUUUACACAGUACAAAGCAACCAGAAUAACUUAUUAUCAGUUUUGGAGGGAAAAGAACAGAUAUUGAAACAUUUUCAAAAAUAUGCUCUUUACAUAAUGUGCAAUCCCUAAAUAUAUUGCCCUAGCAAUAUAUGAUAGCUUUUUUGGAAUAAAUUUAAAAUCUCAAGAUCACUCAUAACUAACAGUCAGGUAUUUAUAGUCAAACAUUAAAACACUGGCCUAUUUUAGACUAACAAGUCAAAGUCAAAGUACAUUUAUCGUCAAAGAACUGUAAGUACACUAUAAACAUACAAUAUUGAGAUCUGUCUCCUUAUAGGCAGCCACAAAGCAGAAAAACCCAAUAGAUCCCAUUAGAAAAAGACCAUCAAACACCCAGUGUACAAAAAAAAAGAAUUGUGUAACCAACAGAAGUGAGUCUACAACCACCACUUACAGCCUGCACAUUGCAAAUCAUUUGAGAAUUAUGUUUAAAAGAGUAGAUUGGUUCUUGCAGAUUGGCAGAAACUCAGUAUUGGAAGCAUUGGGAAAAAAAAUGAAAUUCUUCCAGGCUCUCCAAAUUAAAGUGGCAGCAUUUUCUUUGAAAAUUAUUUCUAGUACUGUGUUCAUUGUUUGUGCUGUAGGAAGGUACUUAGCCUGUGAACACAUUUCAAAUUUCUCCCCGUCUAUUUUAAUCUAUUGUAACUUCACCUCAAUUAUUUCUUCCAAAUGUUGAAAUUUGCUCUUAACAAAUUAAUCUAUUUAAGAGGGACUAUGUUAUUGUAGUGUGCUGGUGCGUUUGCACAUGCAUGUGUGUUGGUUUGGAGGAGGAAUGGCAGUGAGCACAGUGAAGACAUCAGGUUCCCCACAGUUAAUGCGGCAGUCAAGUGACACAUAUUGUAGGUAAUGUCAUUGUCCUUUUUUGAUCCCAGUUUUCAGUUUUGCUGUCCUAGCUGGGCACAUUUCUCAUGCGUAGCUAGUUAAAAUAAUUAUCCAUUUAGAUACUGGAUGCAUCAUUGUAAAAUUCAACAACUUGAACCAUAUGAUGCUUAUAACUAUUGCAGAUACUGCUUAUUGUUCAUAUUGAGUCACUGGUCAUGUGUUCAACAAAUACACCAUGUUUUUAGAGAAACAGCAGAGUGACAGGCCUUUCUUGCCUAACAAGCCCAUCCUGCCCAAUUACAACCAUGUGAUCAAUUAAUUUACUAACCUGUAUGUCCUUGGACUGUGGGUGGAAACCAGGGCACCCAGUGGAAAUCCACACAGUCAUGGGGUGAACGUACAGACAGUGGCAGGACCUGAACCCGGGUCACCGGCACUGUUAAGCAAUGUGCUAACCACUCAACUACUGUAGCAAAUCCCUCCCCAACACCCAUCGUCUUGUAUCUGUGAUUGUCCCUACAAUAAUACAGUAUUUUCUAAUGAAGGGUCUCGGCCUGAAACGUCAUCUGUUUAUUCCCCUCCGUGGAUGCUGCCUGAUCUGCUGAGUUCCUCCAGGCAGCUUUGUGCAUGUGACUCUGGAUUUGCAGCAUCUGCAGAACCUCUUGUGUUAAUAACAUUUCCUGAUUAUUUCUAAUGAUUUCAACUUCCUAUCAAAUUAACCAUUUAUAAAAAAGGUAAAUUGGUGAGAAGUUACAUAGAAUCCGAUGCUCCUUUUAGAAGCAGCUUCCUUUUCAUAUGUUUUCCACUUUUUCACCCCAGGCCAUGCACUUCAAUGGAGGAGUUAUCACAAGCCAAACCUGUGCAGCUCGGUGAGUCCACAGGUGGUAGGUAGCGGUUGGAGUAGUUACCCUGUGGCAACAUUAACAAAGCCAUGCCAGAACUCACUAAGCUCAUUAGACACAUUAGCAGGAAAGUUGAGUGUGGGGUGGACACAGGUGUGAAAGGAAUUUACUUGCUCAUUCACUUGCGGAGAGGAUGUAGUGGGGGAGUCGAAGACCAGAGGGCACAGCCUCACCAUACAAGACAUACCUUUCGAACAGAGAUGAGCAGCAAUUCCUGUAGCCAGGAGGAAGUGAAUCUGUCAAAUUCAUUGCCACAGAUGGUCGUGCGUGCCAAGUCAUUGGGUAUAUUUAACGCACAGGUUGAUAGGUUUUUGAUUACUCAGGGCAUAGAAGGCAGGAGGUUGGGGUUGAGAGGUAUAAUAAAACAGCCCUGAUAGAAUGGCAGAACAGACUCAGAGGGCCAAAUGGCCUAAUUCUGCUCCUAUGUCUUAGGGUCUUGACGAACGCACAUGCAUCUUGUUUAUUUUUAAUGUUUAUUUCUAAUAUCAAAGUCCUUCAGGGGGAAUGAAAAGGCAAGAGUUAUUGAAUUCUGCUGAUCUAGUUAUAUUUCUGUGGGGUUUAAAAUAAACAGCAUAAAUGCUGUCAUAAAAAUGACAGCAUAAAUGUCUGUCCUUUGCCCAUUUUAUCUUUACUGAAACAAAACAGAUCAGAAUCCUGAUGAACAGUCUCCACAGAUGCUGCCUGACCUUCUCAGUUCCUCCAGCAUUUUGUUUGUAUUUCGUUAAAUCAAGGCAGCUCCGCUGCUGCUGCCAAGAAUGUUAAUGGCAAACGUCCAUCAAUCCAUAAGUGCCAGGAAAAAUCUUUAAUUUUAUCUGUAUGUAUUUAAGACUGUAAGACAUAGGAGAAGAAUUAGGCUGUUCAGCCCAUCGAGCCUACUCCACCAUUCCAUCAGGGCUGAUUUAUUACUGUGCUCUCUGGUCUUUUGAUCCCCCACCAUAGAUGAAUGAAAACUUGUAAAGAUCUCUGGUUAAAACAUUCCAAUCUAUGCUUGUGUGUUGUGGAUUUUUGAUGUAACUUGAUUAGAUUUUCAUUCCUCUUUUGAUGGCAUCUUUCUGGUUGCUCUGAGCUCAGUGCUGAUAUGGUAUUUUGAAAAUCAAAACUGUUUUAUGAAUCAGGCACGAUGUUUCAAGUGCAUGGGGAUUCCAGAUUAUGCUGACAGUUCAGUAUGACUGCACUCAUUUUGUGCAGUGGAGCUGAGCCAGGCAAAUGUAACCAACGUGUAGAAACUGAGUCACAGACACAAAAUGCCGAGGAACCCAACAGGUCAGGCAGCAUCUAUGAAGUGGAAUAAAUAGUUGAUGUUUCAGGCCGAGACCUUCUCUGUUGUUUAUUCCUCUCCAUAGAUGCUGCCUGAGUUCCUCAAGCAUUUUGUUGGUGCUACUUAAGAUUUCUUGCAUCUGCAGAAUUUCUUGUGUUUAUAUGGAAUCUGAAUUUUGUCUGCUGUCCCACUCCAGAAGUAGACAUACACAAGUGCACACACACAAAUCCACAUUCACACCCACCCCCCACAUUCAUAAAUGCACUCUCUCUCUCUCUCUCUCUCUCUCUCACACACACACACACACACACACACACACACACACACACACACACACACACACACACACACACACACACACACACACACACACACACACAGACA